Messenger RNA from Drosophila subobscura, 647 nucleotides. RefSeq names its product apolipoprotein D. The transcript is spliced from 5 exons. The record is from RefSeq and is a predicted model, not a curated record. Gene Ontology annotation, biological process: symbiont-mediated perturbation of host defenses. Bases 28 to 603 code for a protein of 191 amino acids. Lineage: Eukaryota; Metazoa; Arthropoda; Insecta; Diptera; Drosophilidae.
AUUCAUUCCAUUCGAAACCGCUGCAACAUGAUCACGCUGCAGUUCUUCGUUUUUCCGUUGCUUAUUUCAUCCGCAUUGGCUAUCAUCGCCCUCGAGGGCCCUUGUUCCACAAACAUGACAGCUGUGGGGGACUUUGAUAUGGAUAAGUUCUUGGGCAAGUGGUACACCUAUUCCGUUUAUCCAAGUUUCUCGAAGCGUGUGCCCAAAUGUCAGUCGGUGGAUUUUAAGAAAAAAGGUGAUGAACAUUACUCCAUAAGAGCUUCAGAGCUGAGCACCAACACCGACACGUUGAAGAUAAAAAAUGAGGAGGUGAAAAAUGUGGACGCAGCGCGCGGCAGAUACGAUUUAAUGACCAAAAACAGUGCCUUUCCUGAGGGCAUUCAAAUCUAUGUGCUGGACACGGACUACGACACGUUUGCCAUACGCUACAUGUGCUUCGAUGCCAGCAAUGUUUUCAGCUUUCAUUGGGCUACCAUUCAGACCCGCAUUCGUCUGCCUCCAUCGGAUGUUAUUUUUACAGCUCAGACUUUGGCUCGCAGAUCUGGCAUUAUUCUGAGCAAAAUGAUCAAAACACCACAGGAUGCGUGUCCACCAGAUACUUAGGGCAGGGAAUGCUUUUGCUGCAGCAACGAUUUGCUGGAAGAUUG